CCCUCUCUACCUCUACCUCUACCUCUACCUCUCCUCCACCAACAUCUACCAACCCUCGUCGCAUCUAUCAACACCAUCGACGUUCAUCAUCACAACAUCGCCUGCUACUGCGCGCCCCUACCCUGGGCUUCUUCCGCGACCCACCAUCCCUCCAUCUAGGACGUCGCGAUCAUGAACCACGGAUAUCCUCCCCGCGGCAUCGUCCCUCAAGGCGGGCCCAGCCAGCGCCUGAACGAGCUUCUCGAUAACAUUCGCGCCGAAUUCGAGACCGAAUCGCAGCGCAGCGUCGAUUAUGAAGGCCAGAUCACCCGACAUAUCCAGGAGAUCGAGAUGAUCCGCAGCAAGGUCUACUCCCUUGAGCAAUCGCACGUACAAGUCAAGGCGAAGUACGAAGACGAAAUUGCCCGUUUGCAACGAGAGCUAGAGGCCCGCGGCGGACCUAGCCAAUCCUCACAACACCAUGUCCCCUCCCAGCCUCCGCCGCCCUCCAUCGGCCACGGUCCCAGCAAUCUGUUUGGUGGCAUCAUGGCCGGCAGCGCUUCACAGGGAGGGCCAGGACUUGCUCCUCCCCCACAAGAACCACCGCAGCCUCAAGGACUGCCACCUCAUAUGGGUCCCCAGGGUCCCCCUGGCUUGAACCCUGCUCCUGGGCCUCCUCAGCAUUUCGGUGGGUACCAACCUGGCCCGUCCUCAGCAGUUAAUGGAUAUGGACAACCUCCACAGCCCACUGCUUCCCCAGGUGGCAAGCCUCGCCCCCCGCCACGAGGCCCUCCAGGACCUGCCACUCCUCAGCAGAACGCUGCUGCCACAUACCCCGGGUCUCCCCAGGUUCCUCGACCAACCCCUCCGCCUCAUGCGCAACAGAAUGGAUUGGUUGCUCAACCCCAACCCCACGUUCCUUUGAGCCAGAGCAACACUUUGGCCGACCUUGACAUCGAGCAGUUGCCGGAGAACCUGAAGAAGGAAGGAAAUGACUGGUUCGCCGUCUUCAACCCGCGCGCCAGGCGUGUCCUCGACGUUGAUCUGAUCCACAACUUGCCUCACCAGAGUGUGGUCUGCUGCGUUCGCUUCAGCCAUGAUGGCCGCUACGUUGCCACCGGAUGCAACCGUUCGGCCCAGAUCUUUGACGUUGAGACCGGCCAGCCGGUUGCGCACCUGCAGGAUGGCAGCCUCCCCGAAGAUGGAGAUCUGUACAUUCGCAGCGUCUGCUUCAGCCCUGACGGCCGCUACUUGGCCACCGGUGCCGAGGACAAAGUCAUCCGAGUGUGGGACAUCCAAAGCCGCCAGAUCAAGCAUCAGUUCACUGGCCACGAGCAGGAUAUCUACUCUCUGGACUUUGCUCGCAACGGUCGCAUCAUUGCUUCCGGAAGCGGUGACAGGACCGUUCGCCUUUGGGACCUCGAAGAGGGUCGCCAAGUGCUCCACCUCUCCAUUGAAGACGGCGUCACGACCGUUGCCAUCUCCCCCGACAGCCGUUUCGUCGCUGCCGGAUCAUUGGACAAGAGCGUGCGCGUUUGGGAUACCAGCAGCGGCCAGCUUGUUGUCCGCCUGGAAGGCGAGCACGGCCACAAGGACAGUGUCUACUCUGUUGCAUUCGCCCCGUCUGGCGACAAAUUGGUCAGUGGUAGUUUGGAUAAAACUAUCAAGAUGUGGGAGUUGACCGCUCCGCCACGCAUGGUCCCAGGAGGCGGCCCGGCUGGCAAGUGCAUCCGCACUUUCGAGGGACACAAGGACUUCGUCCUCAGUGUCGCUCUUACACCCCAUGGCGACUGGGUACUCAGUGGAUCUAAGGAUCGUGGUGUCCAAUUCUGGGAUCCUCACUCUGGUGUUGCCCAGCUCAUGUUGCAAGGCCACAAGAAUUCCGUUAUCUCGGUUGCACCAAGCCCAACUGGUGGCCUAUUCGCCACAGGCAGCGGCGACAUGCGUGCCAGAAUCUGGAGGUACAGUCAACUUUCCUAGUCCGUUCAGGCCGCGCAAUCCAUCGAAUGCGUUUCGAGAGGACGACGAUGUAUGGGUUUUGUCGGGCUCUGCGAGCGUUGUCCGGAUGCCGAUAAGCACGGUCACGUGCUGCAUCCUCUUCUCUCCUCGCUCUGGGGAGGUGCGGCGAACAGUCAACCCCCACACCCCACGAGUGGUCUGAAGGGGAGCGGUGCAGCUGCAGUUUGCUCUGCAGUUGGAGUUGCAGUCAUGGGCAGCGGGCUUCCGUCAGCUGCGUUGGGGCGCCGGGCGUUGUGUUUGGCGAACUGCCCAGUCGUAUGCAAGAUUGAUCUCGCGUCAUGCACUGCAAUU
This is a messenger RNA of Aaosphaeria arxii CBS 175.79, 2289 nucleotides long. RefSeq names its product WD40 repeat-like protein. The record is from RefSeq and is a predicted model, not a curated record. The coding region runs from base 172 to 1959 and encodes 595 amino acids. The transcript has 7 exons. Lineage: Eukaryota; Fungi; Ascomycota; Dothideomycetes; Pleosporales. Gene Ontology annotation, molecular function: protein binding.